AAAAAAAAGAAAAAAGAAAAAACGCCAUUCACCAUCUUUGAGUUAGUGCGUGAUUUGCGGUGCAUUCAUGAUAUUAUUAAGGCUCCAAAUUCCCAAUCCCAACCUUUUUUUUCUGGUUUUUCUCUUUUUAACCAAUCAUUUUGUUCCUUUUUGUCUCUCUCUUCAUAUAUUCUCAUCUUUCAAAGCAAUUUCAUUUGAUUAUUGCUUUGUGCCCACAAAUUCACUCUUCCAUGAACUUUCUUUAAUUUUAUCAAGGAUCUUCCCUAGGAUUCAUAAUUGAAGCCACCUUGUUACAUAUUCAUAUAUGGCAACAAAACCUAAUGGUGGUGGUGUUGGAAAGGAGAAGAAAACUUCAACAUCUUCAAAUUCUUCUCAAAUCUCAAACACAACAAAAAGAACCCCAAUAAAAGCAACAACUACCUCUAAAGAAAAGUCAACAACAACCUCAGAUAAAAAUGGUCCAAACAGCCUCAAAUCCAAAGGUACUCAAAUACCAAAACUCACAGUAAAGCCCAAUAAUGACCCUUCUUCAAAUAACAAUAAUAGCAAGCCCAUUAGAAGAAGUUCUUUUGAUAAGCCCAUUCCACCAUCUGAGGCCCAACUCAAGAAACAACCUUCUCCUUCGAGACAACAGCUUGUUUCCCCAGGCCCAAGAGACAGGCCCAUAUCAGUUAAAAAAUCCAUUGGGCCUGUUAAGAGUAUCACUAAUAUUACCACUUCUAAGUCCAGGCCCAUUACUAGUAGUAAUGUUAAGGAAGCAACAAAAACUAGUGUUGGUGGUGGUGCUAAAAGUGGUGCCAAGAAAAGUGUCUCUUCAAUUUCUUUAACAAAUACUAAGAAGGUUGUUGGCUCAACAAAGGUUGCAAAGAGUAGUUCCUCAACAAAGAAGGAUGGUGAAGAUAUUUUUUUAGAGAAGUUGGAUAAAGUUGGAAAUAAUGAGGAAGAAGUUAAGGAAGCUAUAAAUGAAGAAAAAGAAGAGGUGAUAAAUAUAUUGGAUAAUUAUCAAGAAAAUAAUAUUGAUAAUUUGUCUGAUAUUGAAUUUUAUGAUGAUCAAAACGACCAUGAUCUUGUUCAUGAUCAUGACAAUUAUCAUGAUCAGAAGGUCGAAGAAUAUGACGAUCAAGUUCAAACUCAAGACGAGGAUAAUAAAGAAAAAAAUUAUUUCAACAUCAUCAGAAGAAGAAGAACAAGAAAAAGAAGAAGAAAAACAAGAAUAUGAAAAACAAGAGAAAAUAGAAGAAGAAGAAAAAGAAC
Messenger RNA from Arachis ipaensis, 1254 nucleotides. NCBI's taxonomy places the organism in Eukaryota, Viridiplantae, Streptophyta, Magnoliopsida, Fabales, Fabaceae. The record is from RefSeq and is a predicted model, not a curated record.